Messenger RNA from Eruca vesicaria subsp. sativa (arugula), 1388 nucleotides. The record is from the annotation of a GenBank genome assembly. NCBI's taxonomy places the organism in Eukaryota, Viridiplantae, Streptophyta, Magnoliopsida, Brassicales, Brassicaceae.
AUGGGUGGUGAGGCAGAGAUCAAAGAACGUUUACAACCCAAAUCCGAAACAACGGAGAAAAAACAACACAACGUGAAAGGGAAGAAGCUCUGGCAGAAAGUCAAGUAUCAGCUCGUGGAGUAUCACGCCUUACCUGCUUACCUGCGUGACAACGAGUACAUCCUCGGCCAUUACAGAUCCGAAUGGCCCAUCAAACAGAUCCUCCUCAGCAUCUUCACUAUCCACAACGAGACCUUGAAUGUCUGGACGCACUUGAUUGGGUUUUUCCUGUUUCUAGCACUUACUAUAUACACAGCUACAAAAGUCCCUAGCGUUGUUGAUCUCCACUCUCUUCAACAUCGUUUACCUGACGUCUUGAGGAAAACAGAUCUUCACAAACUUCACUCUGACCUCAUGUCUCGUCUCCCUUCUUCCACUCCUUCCACUUGGCACGUCAUGGAGCUUCUCUAUAACUGUCUCCCUGAAAGAUUCUCUCACGGCAACUCCACCGACAUGUGUGUUCUGCAUUCUGUGAGGGAGGAUCUUGCAAACAUGAUUGCUCCUUUGAUUUUCAGACCGAUUACUCGUUGGCCCUUUUAUGCAUUCCUAGGCGGUGCUAUGUUCUGUCUAUUAGCAAGCAGCACCUGCCACCUCCUCUCUUGUCAUUCAGAGAGAGUCUCUUACAUAAUGCUUAGGCUUGACUACGCUGGAAUCGCUGCUCUGAUCGCCACUUCCUUCUACCCUCCAGUCUACUACUCUUUCAUGUGUGAUCCUUUCUUCUGUAACCUUUACUUAGGAUUCAUCACAGUCUUGGGAAUCGCCACGGUGCUUGUCUCGCUCCUUCCGGUUUUUCAAAGCCCUGAGUUUCGUGUUGUGAGAGCCUCUCUGUUCUUUGGAAUGGGAUUCUCUGGAGCGGCUCCGAUACUGCAUAAGCUGAUCAUCUUUUGGGACCAGCCUGAGGCGCUUCACACUACAGGGUAUGAGGUUUUGAUGGGGUUGCUUUAUGGGUUAGGAGCUUUGGUUUAUGCGACUAGGAUUCCUGAGAGAUGGAUGCCUGGUAAGUUUGAUAUUGCUGGACAUAGUCAUCAGUUGUUUCAUGUUCUGGUGGUUGCUGGUGCGUUUACACAUUAUAGAGCAGGGCUUGUGUAUCUCAAGUGGAGAGACAUUGAAGGUUGUUGAAGAUGAAGAUCAUAUUGAUGGAAUCUUUUCUUUUGUAGCUUCACUAAAAAAUUGGAUUGUGUAAAGUCUAUGUGUAACCAAAUGUUUUUCUUUUUAAUAUUCCCUUGAUCCAAACCCUAGCCAUAAUUCUUAACACUAGAUGGUUCUCUAUAUGAAAGGAAAACCAUAUGAAUAUAUAGCAUUAAGAAGAGGUUUAAUCGAAGUUGGUUAUAAUAUUCAAAAGAUUGUUG